AUGAUGCUCAUCGCCUUCCUCCUGCUCAUUCCCGGCGUCGAAACGAAAGAGAGUCCGGUGAAGUGCGAGUACUCCGACGAGAAGAAGGUCAACGAGUGCUUGCAGGUGAGAUUUUGGGUGCAAACUCUUCCAGUCCAACCCAAUUUCAGCCCAUGCUCGACUACGCAACCAAAUUGCAAGCGGAGACCGGGGCCAUGCAAUUCCCUCUUCAGGGCGGCCACGUCUUCAACCAGUUAUGCUCAAUAUACACUGAUUUCAAAGUAGGCUUCACUUCACAGACAUUGUCAAAGUAUUGUAUUUUUCAGGAGUGUGUCUCUUCGGUGCGUUGUGAUUCUCUUUCGAUAGACGCCGUUCAUGCCUCCUACAGUUAUAUGUGUGGCUCUGGACAGCCAUUAUUCCAGAAGCACGCCGGAUGUUUCGCAGAGGUUAUUCUCCUUUUCACUCCAGACAUUCUUAUUUUCAUUCUUUAUUUAAGGUUGAAUCGAAAAAAGAGUACAUCAGCUGUAAGAUCGCGGCGACGCAGGCGAUCUCAGAAGCACAGGGAGCGAAAGUGAGAUAUAAUGGAAUGGGAAGAGCGAGAGCAAAUCAGAUUUCAGGGUUCGUCAACGGAAGCCUAUCUGACGGAGAUGUGCAGAGCGAUGGAUGGAUACUUGAGGUGUUCGCAUCCGAUCAUUCUGCAGAAUUGCGGAUCCGACGCGUGGACUCUCGUCUCGACGGUAUUAAUUGUGAAACUGAACUGAGCAAAAUGCCACGAAUUCAGGUGACUCGGGACAGCCUCGGAGUGACGAUGCCUAACUGUGACAUGCAUUCGGCACUCUUCUGA
Caenorhabditis sp. 36 PRJEB53466 is the source of this 823-nucleotide messenger RNA. The record is from the annotation of a GenBank genome assembly. NCBI's taxonomy places the organism in Eukaryota, Metazoa, Nematoda, Chromadorea, Rhabditida, Rhabditidae.